AUGCCUGCCGCAAAGAAAGCAAAAACUCCAAAGUUGAAUGAUAAGGAGAAGCCAAAAGAUGACGACCCAAAAGGCAGCAAAUCGACGCCAAAGGUACAGGAUUUCAUUUCUGCCAUUGAACCUAAUGUUCAAACGGAAGUGUCUGCUGCGCCUCCUGUGUUGCACCAACUUCUUCAGUGCUUUUCUGAGGAACAAAUCGCACUGGUGUUAUCAAUCUUGAAAGCAAAACCAGAUGAAAUAUCCAUAAAAGAUUAUUUGGAUGAGUUCCGAGAAUCAAUCAAACUUGAAGAAUCACGAAGUAAUCGUAUAGUUGAUUCGGGAGAGUUUUGGAAACGACGGUUCGAAAGUCAGUGUAUUCUUACAGAUGAACUACAGACUCGCAUAGCAAGCCUACAGAAGAGACUACGACGCUGUCGCAUUCCAUCUAUGACAUCUUCAUCUGAGGAUUCUGGAGAAGAGGAAAUUCCGAGUAUCGCCCAACGCUCCUCCGAGUCUCAUAAUGACCAAUCUUUGAAACCUGCCAGAAAGAAGAAAAGAAAAAGAUAUGAGAGUCUAGAUACUGUCCCAAAUGAGGACGACGAAAUGGGAACUGAUGCAUUGGCGUUGGCAUAUAAUCAUGAUCAUAUGAUGGUUGCUACUUAUCUAUACAGAAUCAAUCGGAUUCGCCGAUCUCUUCACGCCGAAUCUGCACCUGCCUCGUGUCGCAAGCUCAUAGAAUUGAGUUGGAAGGCAAUCUCCGACUGCCUUCCCAAAUAUAUCGGUGUCAGAGAAACAAACUACCAUACGAAAGAUGUUAAAUGCCUAGCGCAUCUUAUGAGCGAGAUCGCUGGAUGCCAUAAGAGCUGCGUUGAGGUUUCAAGUGAACAUUACAAAACUAUAGCCGGAAGGGAGUUGGUGAGGAAAGCAAAUAUUAUACAUUCCUUGUGCUCUUUCUUUGAUAAAGCGUUGAACGAGAUGCACAGUUUGUGUAUUACGAAAGCCAAACUUCCAAUUCGUUCAGCCAAUUCGAUAUCAGACCGGGUGGAGAUUUCUGCAGACAGCGAUGAGCCCAUGAUGGUCCGCUUUGUUGCUAACCUCAUGAUUGGCAUUCUGCGAAAAAUCAGCUGGCAAGAAGAGAAUGACCUGCAUAAACAAAUGAUCGAAGGCAUUCUAGCGAUAAUAUUAAAUCACAUCGGUAGAUUGAUUUCCUAUAUCGUAUUUAAAGAAGAUGUUGCCGCUUCCAAAUUGCCAGGAAAUAUUACUUCUCGAGAUCCUUCGCUUAAUUCAACAAAAAACGAGUCUUCUCUAAAGUCCAAAUAUCUUAUUCACAUACUUGAGAUGGCACUCAAAAUUCAAAAGGAAACUAUGGGUGUUGGACCAACAGAAGAACUUCUGCAGAAAGCCAAAAGAAGAAUACAGAAUACACUCAAGAAUAGUAUAAUCGGAGGAGGCUUAUUGGGGUUGAAGUUGCCGGAUCAAAUUCCGGAGGAACCAAUCGACAUUCCGGAAUUGAAAGGAUUGGAAAUGUAUGGGGAAGAGUGGACUGUACAAUGUGUGUUUACGAUGAUUGAAAUGGAUGAAGGUGAAGAAGGUGAAGAAGGUGAGGAGGUAGGAGGGGAGGGAGUUUUAGGUUGA
This is a messenger RNA of Botrytis byssoidea, 1614 nucleotides long. RefSeq lists its product as uncharacterized. NCBI's taxonomy places the organism in Eukaryota, Fungi, Ascomycota, Leotiomycetes, Helotiales, Sclerotiniaceae. The transcript has 3 exons. Bases 1 to 1614 code for a protein of 537 amino acids. The record is from RefSeq and is a predicted model, not a curated record.